Messenger RNA from Thecamonas trahens ATCC 50062, 2181 nucleotides. RefSeq lists its product as uncharacterized. The transcript has 2 exons. The record is from RefSeq and is a predicted model, not a curated record. Gene Ontology annotation, molecular function: protein binding. The coding region runs from base 1 to 2181 and encodes 726 amino acids. NCBI's taxonomy places the organism in Eukaryota, Apusomonadida, Apusomonadidae.
AUGGCGGUGGUGGCGGUGGUGGCGGUGGUGGCGGUGGUGGCGGUGGCGGCGGUGGUGGCGGUGGCGGUGGCGGUCAUGACGGCGCUUCCGGAAGCAGCAGAGGCUUACCGCCGCGAGUUCUGCUUCUUUGCCAUUCCCGAGCCGCCGCCGUUGGAUCUGAUUGUGGCAUCGCGGGCGGAGCUGGCAGCCAUGUCGGCCCGCACCGUCGCUCGGCUCGUCCCCAAUCCGCCGCCGCAGCGGACGUCAUCGCGGCUCGAUCACGACGUCCUGGUCAACGAGCAGCCAUCGGCGUCGCACAUAUGCGUUGAGUUUGCCGCAGCAACAGCCGCCUUUAUCUCUGCCCGCUGGGUCGUCUCGCCCAUCAUCGGCGUCAAGCUCAUGGCCAUUCUGCUGCAGCUUCGCGCCCCGCUAGCGGCGACCGACAGCCUCACCGCGGACCGGCGUGCUGCGCUCGAGCUCGCACUCGCCUCGCCAUCGCUUGCGCCGGCAUACCUCCGCAAAAAGUCUGCCAAUGUCGACCCGGCGGUCGUUUUCAACCUGCAGCGUUCCAAGGCCACUACGUCGCCGGACGCCCUGCGCGCCGAGUUUGUUAAGGCCAUGAUGUACUCGCCCGACUUUGGCGUCGAGUUCUUCCCAGUCUCCAUCUACUACACCACCGAGUCGGUGGUCAACGUCACCACCCUCCGCACCCGCAUCCUCGGUGUCUCGCGCAACGGCAUCACCGUCCACUCGUCGCGAUCGCGCAAGCAGCUCGAGGCCUACCCACUUCUCGCCAUCGGCGCCGUCGAGACCCGCAACGACAAGUUUGCCAUCGACGUUGGCUCCGACGCCAAGCUCGUCGGCCGCUGUGACGGCCCCGACGUCCAUCGCCUUGCCGCUGCCCUCGAGUUUUACCUCGGCUGCGCCGCCCGGCUGAUGGGCGACUCGCGCGCUGGUGCAAGCUCCGCUACAGCCCGCAGUCCGACUCGCGCUGGUCAGGGGCCGGCGCUGUCGUCCGCGCCGCGAUCACGGCUCUCGGCUGGCCCGCUUGCUGCUGUCGAGCGUAUGUCGCUCCAGUCGAGCACCGACUACCGCGACGAAGCCGUCGAUGUCGUCGUCUUCUCGGUCUUUCCUUUCCGUCCGUCGCUUGGCGACGAGCUUGCCUUCUCGCCAGGCGACGCCAUUGUCCUCCUUGAGUCGUUUGAUGAUGGGUGGGGCCUUGGCACUCUCCGCAGCGGCGUUGAGGGCAUGUUCCCGCUCUCCUACACGACCCCGUCACCGCAGCUCCCGGCGUCUAUCCGGACAAGGCUGCUGCGGACCGGCGCGUUUAUCACAAAGCCUGCUGCCGCUCGCGCCACUGUCGGCGGGGCGGCAGCUACGUCUGCCGCCAAAGCCAAGCCGGAUCGCAAUCGCAACCCACAUGGCAAGGCGCCGCCGCCGGCCAAGCCGGCCAAGACCAAGUCGCAGCCGCAGCCCAAGACUCAGGCGUCGCCGCUGUCGUCCACGCCGCCGGUCGUCGUUGCUUUCCGGCCCGGCCGCAAGACAUCCAUGAUGGGCCGCGGCGUUGCAGACUCGGCGCGGGCUGCGUCUCCGGCCCUGGAGCUUUCGUCAACAGCCUCGACGUCUGUUGCGUUUCGUCGCGACCGACAGUCGUCGAUCCACUUGGCUGGACGGCCGUCCGCUGCCAACUCGGUCGGCCCGCCGCCGCUAUUGGGCAAAGGCCUGCAGGUACCAGCCCCCCAAAGGCACGACCAAAGCGCGGUUGCCUCGGCGCAGCGUGCCUCCGAACCGGAGCUUGCCAUUCCCGAGCCGAUCUCGAUGUCCGAGGCCGAGCUCGACUCGGUCCUCGUGCUCAUCGAGACUCGGGUCCGUGAGGAUUCGGCUACCUCGGAUUCGGGGCGCGGUGAGAGCGGCGGCGACGAAGCGGCGGGCCUCGACGUCAAUUGGGAGCCGAGUGUGGAGCUCGCGCUCGACAGCGCGUUUGUCGACAACGAUUGGGGCAACGAGCUCGCUUCAUCGCCGCACACCCUCUGGGCGCCGUCUGCAGAGUCAGCUGUCUCGUUUGCCUCGCUCGACGCCGACGCUGCCCUCGCCACCGUCGAGUCGAGCUCGGUCGACGGCGCGCCCAACGACGCGCUGGCGGCGCUCGACGCGCUCAUGGUCGAGUUUGACGACAUCAGCAGUCUCAACUCGUUUAUUUGA